This is a messenger RNA of Lachancea nothofagi CBS 11611, 2472 nucleotides long. The record is from the annotation of a GenBank genome assembly. Lineage: Eukaryota; Fungi; Ascomycota; Saccharomycetes; Saccharomycetales; Saccharomycetaceae.
AUGAUAUCAGCGCUAUUGAGACCGCGGUCCAGGUCUCUAUGGAGCAAAGCAUUAUACGUAAGAGCAUCACCCCGUGCGCUUUUUAUUGCACCACUACAAACCGCAAGGAUACACUCCGGUUCCAGGCUCCUGAACAAGGCUGCUAACGAUCAAAAUAACGAUAAGGAUGCCAGCGAUGAUGACCUAGAAAACAUCAGGAAGGAAGUCGAACGCUAUAUCACUGAGGCUAAAAAUGACAAGACUGGUACCUGGGAGCAGCGCAAGAAAAGAAUUGACGAUGGCAUUAAGAGACUUGAGGAUACAAUGCUAAGGCAGCAAGAGACACAGCGUCGAGAAGCAGAGCAAAAGUCAAACGUUGCUAGCGAAUCCACCGCAUCCGAGCAAGCGCACGAACAGAAACCUGAUUCAAAACAGGAUCCUUUAGAAAAUGAAAGGAAGCAGGCUUCGGAACAGAACAAGAAGAUGAACGAACGAAAAAAAGCCGAGCAAGAGAAGUUUGACAAAAUCUUGAAUGACCCAAAUGCUAAGGUUUUGGCCGUUAACAUCGGUUUCUUGGAAAUAGGUGUUUUGUUGUUUCUUUUAUCCUUUAUUUUGAACCGCCUUUACAACACUGAAGAGCAGAGAGAAAUUACGUGGCAAGACUUCAGAUCGCAGCUACUUGCCAAGGGCUACGUCGCAAAGCUUAUUGUUAUCAACAAAUCAUUCGUGAAAGUCAUUCUCAAUGAAAAUGGUAAAAAUCAACCAGAACACAGCGGACACGAUUUCUACUUCUUCACAAUUGGUUCCAUUGAUAGUUUUGAACUUAAGUUGCAAAAAGCUCAAGAAGAAAUUGGGAUCGCUGAUGAUUUUAAGGUUCCUGUAAUCUACACACAAGAGGGAAAUUGGGCCAAGGCUAUGUAUCAAAUUCUUCCAACAGCACUAAUGAUUGGAGGAUUGAUUUGGAUUACAAAGCGGUCCGCGUCUGGCGCUGGGGGCGGCGGUCCCGGCGGCAUCUUCAAUGUUGGAAAGUCCAAGGCAAAAAGAUUCAACAAAGAUACCGAAGUCAAGACUACGUUCAAAGAUGUAGCCGGAUGUGAUGAAGCAAAAGAAGAAAUUAUGGAGUUUGUGAGCUUCUUAAAAGAUCCAUCUCGCUACGAAAAAAUGGGAGCUCAAAUUCCUCGCGGUGCUAUUCUUUCCGGUCCACCAGGAACCGGUAAGACCUUGAUCGCCAAAGCUACUGCGGGUGAGGCAGGUGUCCCAUUUUUUUCUGUAUCUGGCUCCGAAUUUGUCGAGAUGUUUGUAGGGGUAGGUGCCUCGAGGGUUCGUGACUUGUUCAAAACAGCCAGGGAGAACGCACCGGCAAUUAUCUUUGUUGAUGAAAUUGAUGCUAUUGGUAAAGCUAGACAAAAGGGUAACUUCUCAGGCGCUAACGACGAAAGAGAAAAUACAUUGAACCAACUUUUGGUUGAAAUGGAUGGUUUCACUGCUUCUGACCAUGUUGUUGUUUUGGCGGGUACCAAUCGCCCCGACGUGCUCGAUCAGGCCUUGAUGCGUCCAGGAAGAUUUGACAGACAUAUUAAUAUCGACAGGCCCGAACUGGAAGGACGUAAACAGAUCUUCGCAGUGCAUUUGGCCAAAAUCAAACUCGCAGGCUCUAUGGACGAUUUGAAAAAUAGACUUGCGGCCUUAACUCCUGGGUUCUCGGGUGCCGAUAUCUCCAAUGUCUGCAACGAGGCUGCAUUGACUGCUGCUAGGUUAGAUUGUAACUCUGUCAGAUUGAGCCAUUUCGAACAGGCAAUUGAAAGGGUAAUUGGUGGUGUAGAAAGAAAAUCAAAGCUUCUAUCACCUGAGGAGAAAAAAAUUGUUGCUUACCACGAGGCUGGCCAUGCCGUGUGCGGCUGGUACUUGGAGUUCGCGGAUCCCCUGUUGAAGGUGAGCAUUAUCCCAAGGGGCCAAGGGGCUCUGGGUUAUGCUCAGUACUUGCCUGGUGACGUUUAUCUCUUGAGCGAACAACAGUUGAAAGAUAGAAUGACAAUGGCCUUAGCGGGUAGAGUAUCUGAAGAAUUACAUUUCCCAUCCGUGACAAGCGGUGCUUCUGAUGAUUUUCAAAAGAUUACGCGCAUGGCUUCGGCAAUGGUUACAGAACUUGGUAUGAGCGACAAAAUUGGUUGGAUUAACUAUCAGAGAAAGAGCGAGAGCGACUUAACGAAACCCUUCUCAGAAGAGACCGCUGCGAUAGUCGAUGCCGAGGUUUACCGACUAGUCCAGGACUGCCACGACCGAUGCACAGCCUUGCUCAAGGAGAAGGCAGAAGAAGUGGAAAAGGUUGCCCAGCUUUUGCUGAAGGAAGAAGUGCUCUCCAGAGAAGACAUGAUUCGUAUGCUAGGAAAACGUCCUUUCCCUGAGCGUAAUGAUGCAUUCGACAAGUAUCUUAACGACCGCGAGACAGAAAAACUCCGCAAGAGUGAACAAGACGCUGGAAUGAGCGUUUAG